Messenger RNA from Rhagoletis zephyria (snowberry fruit fly), 629 nucleotides. RefSeq names its product homeobox protein Hox-D3-like. Gene Ontology annotation, molecular function: RNA polymerase II cis-regulatory region sequence-specific DNA binding; DNA-binding transcription factor activity, RNA polymerase II-specific. Gene Ontology annotation, cellular component: nucleus. NCBI's taxonomy places the organism in Eukaryota, Metazoa, Arthropoda, Insecta, Diptera, Tephritidae. The record is from RefSeq and is a predicted model, not a curated record. Gene Ontology annotation, biological process: cell differentiation; regulation of transcription by RNA polymerase II.
AUGACGCUGACAUUAGCGAGCGAAUUAAUACAGGAACGCGCGCUUUCCACAAACAAAUUGCAAUUGUCGCAUGCAUCAACAACGAAUGAAGCCACAACCAUUAGUUACAAAAAUCACAUUUGUCUAUUCGUUUUGACUUUCCUUCUUUCCCUCAUUUCAGAUGCCAAUCACACAGGCAAAUCGAGUGUUAAGAAGAAAAAACUUGCAGCCGCUGCUUCUGCGACAAGCGCAACGCCGCUUACAUCAACGCCGUCGACUGUUGCAACGCCAGCGUCUUCAUCAUCGAUGCCAGUGCCGGAAGUGAGUCCUACCGGCAGCAGCGAUAGCGCAAUGCGCGACAAGCAAUUUCCCACAGUUAGUACACCACCCUCCUCCGCCACGGCUGCCGUAGAAACUACCGAAGACGAUUCGGAUUCGGGUUCGACGGAUGCGCGUCGAAAAAAGAAGGCACGCACAACCUUUACUGGACGUCAAAUAUUCGAAUUGGAGAAGCAAUUUGAGAUAAAGAAAUAUCUCAGUUCGAGUGAACGCACAGAAAUGGCUAAAUUGCUGAAUGUAACUGAGACGCAGGUGAGUGUGGGUGGGGGUGAAAACAAUGUUGAGAUGGCUAUACAUAUCUACAUACGCAA